AUGAGCUUCUCUUCCUGCGAAGUUCUCAACCCCCAAGUAAACAGCUGGCGUCCCAUUUCGGGCAUGUCUACCAGACGUUCAUCUGUGGGUCUUUGCGUGCUUAAUGGUCUCCUCUAUGCCGUAGGUGGCUAUGAUGGUGCUCUUCGACGAUGCCUCUCUUCUGUUGAGGCAUACAACCCUUGUACAGAUGAAUGGAGUCCUGUGCCAGAGAUGACAUUUAGGUAG
Messenger RNA from Protopolystoma xenopodis, 225 nucleotides. The record is from the annotation of a GenBank genome assembly. NCBI's taxonomy places the organism in Eukaryota, Metazoa, Platyhelminthes, Monogenea, Polystomatidea, Polystomatidae.